Dendrobium catenatum is the source of this 566-nucleotide messenger RNA. Its product is annotated as NAC domain-containing protein 22. NCBI's taxonomy places the organism in Eukaryota, Viridiplantae, Streptophyta, Magnoliopsida, Asparagales, Orchidaceae. The coding region runs from base 32 to 538 and encodes 168 amino acids. Gene Ontology annotation, biological process: regulation of DNA-templated transcription. The record is from RefSeq and is a predicted model, not a curated record. Gene Ontology annotation, molecular function: DNA binding. The transcript has 2 exons.
UGUUCUCAUUUCGCUGUUUUCGCACAGAAGGAUGGAGAGAAAAGGAUCAGAGAUAGAGCUGCCUGGAUUCAGAUUCCACCCGACGGAGGAAGAAAUACUGGAUUUCUAUCUCCGGCGAGCCGCCGCCGGCAAGAAGCUCAACGUCGACAUCAUCACAACCGUCAAUCUCUAUCUCUACGACCCCUGGGAUCUCCCAGCGAUGGCGAAGAUGGGAGAGAGGGAAUGGUAUUUUUUUGUGCCAAGGGAUCGUAGGCAGGGCAAUGGGGGGCGGCCGAACCGGACCACGGAGAGAGGGUUUUGGAAAGCAACUGGGUCUGACCGGCACAUUCGAAGCUCGGUGGAUCCUAGAAGGCUUAUUGGGUUGAAGAAGACUCUCGUUUAUUAUCGUGGUCGAGCGCCGCGUGGUACGAAGACGGAUUGGAUAAUGAAUGAGUAUCGUCUACCGGAUGCAUCUAACUCCUUUGGUUCAGCUCCAACACCUAAGGUUUGUAUUUCAUUUUCAUUGCGAUUGAAGAAAAAUGAUGCUGUAUCUAAUUAGUUUGAAAAUUGUUGAACUUGUUUUGAAA